UAGUGAUGGCCGCCGUAAGUAAUGGUCGAGUCGCGAUGGAUGUGCAAAACGGAACGCAAAACGGCACCGCGGUGGUGGACCGUUUAAAAAAACUUUACCCCGCAGUGAACGAGGACAGGACUCCGCUGCCACGGGCCUGGAGCCCCAAAGAAAAAUACGGAUACAUCGGUUUGUCUCAAGGAAAUCUGCGCGUUCACUACAAAGGUAAAUUUCAAAGCAGAAAGGCCCAACAGAGAUAUGGUAAUUCGCACAGAGACGCUGCCAGUAUCCAGGCGACGCACCCGAUACCAGCGGCGUGCGGAUUGUACUAUUUCGAGGUAAAAAUUGUCAGCAAAGGCAGGGAUGGAUACAUGGGGAUCGGACUGUCUGCUCAGGGAGUCAAUCUGAACCGGUUGCCAGGUUGGGACAAGCAAUCGUACGGCUAUCAUGGUGACGAUGGUCACUCGUUCUGCUCGUCGGGAACGGGCCAGCCCUACGGACCUACCUUCACCACCGAUGACGUAAUCGGUUGCGGGGUCAACCUCAUCGACAACACGUGCUUCUACACGAAGAACGGCCAUCAUCUAGGCACUGCCUUCUACGAUUUACCUCCGAAUUUAUAUCCUACCGUGGGUCUGCAAACGCCCGGCGAGGUGGUCGACGCCAAUUUCGGGCAGGAGCCGUUCGUGUUCGACAUCGAGGACAUGAUGCGCGAGCUGCGCUCCAGGACCAAGUUAGAGAUCAGGGACUUCCCCACGCCCGGCCUCCAGACCGAUUGGCAAGCCAUACUCAACAAGAUGGUUUCCACCUACCUCAUCCAUCACGGGUACUGCAACACGGCGGAAGCCUUUGCUCAGAUCACCAAUCAGCCCUUCACAGAAGACAUACUUUCAAUCAAGAAUCGACAAAAAAUUCAAAAGCUCGUUUUAUCGGGUCGUAUGGGAGAGGCCAUCGACAAGACCACCAAACUGUAUCCGGGAUUGUUGGAAAAUAAUCAGAAUUUGAUGUUUAUGCUGAAGUGUCGCCAGUUCGUGGAAAUGGUGAACGGUUCGGAUAUAGAAGUGUGCCACAGAAAAUGCGGAGUGGAUAACUUGUCGUCAUCGUCUCCGAGAUCCGGCAGUCCAGUCCAAACGUCCGUCAUCCAAUCGACCAAAGGAUUUUGCAACAAUAAAACUAACAAUAAACCAUCAGUGGAAGAAAUGAACCAGACCAACGCAUCUCAUAACGGCAACUGCACCAACAACACGUCCCUCAUUCAAAACGAAGACGACCAAAUGGAAGUGGACGCGACCGAGGACUGCACCAACGGACAAAACUGCCCUAAUAUUAUGGAGUGCCCAAAUAUACAGGAUUGUCAAAACGGUAAAGACUAUCAAAACGGAACGACAGACUCGUGCACGAACGGCAAAGACUCGAUAAACGGUUAUCAGAACGGCAGCGGUCAUUGUAAUAGCACGGAAGAGGAACAAGACGGGCAUUGCUGUGAUAACGAAGAUGAUAUGGAUGUAGAUGUGCCAGUAUGCAGAAAAUCGUGUUCAAAACCAGCAGUAGAAAGAAUAUUACAAUUCGGUAGAGAAUUAUAUAGUAUGAGUCAAAAACUCAGUACAGAUAAAAAUACCAAACAACAUAAUCAACAGAUGUUAGAAGAUGCAUUUAGUUUAUUAGCGUAUUCAAAUCCAUGGUCUAGUCCGGUGGGAUGGCAACUAGAACCGUCACAAAGAGAAGCCAUCAGUGCUUCGUUAAAUUCUGCCAUUUUAGAAUCAAACAAUAAGCCUCGCAAGCCGCCCCUGGAGAUGGCCACCGCGCACGCCCACGAACUGAUCCGGCUCAUGUCGCACCACGGCCUCGGCGCCUGCGCCUUCGCCUCCCUCGACGACGUGCUCGAGUCCGCGCCCCAGCAGUGACCCGGGUGGCGCUACGCCCCCUCGUUUGGAGGUGUGCUCGUACGGCCGGUCGACGCGUAGGCGCGGCACCGAUGCAAUCGACUACUCAGCUGACUGCCAUUCUCUCUCUUUCUCUGUUUCGGAACGCGUCCAAGAUCUUGUCCGGAGGACGUACGUUGGCGCAAGCGAAGGUGGGUCGCUCGGGUUUUGCGUUUCGGUGAAUCCCCCGCCGUUGAAAUGGGUGUAAAAGGACUGUUUAAAAAGGGGGCAGCUGAUCUGUGUGUAUUAAGGCCGUUUUACAGUUUGCAAUUUUAUCUGCAUGAAAGAAAAGUUGCAGCAAAUUUUUUUCUUGCCCUUGCAGAUGAUAGAUCCGAACCCAUAACUGUUCAACUUGGCUUGCAACUUUUGGUUAUUUUUCUAGUUAUUUUCAGAUUACCAAUUUCCCAACAUAACCUCAUAUUUAUAUUAUUAAUUUAAAUGAAUAAUAAGUUACGUUAAUUCGUUAACAAAUUGUCAACCAGAGUUGCCAACUUUCUGAAAUUGAAUUUCCUACGAAGGCCGUCAAAAUUUCCCGUUUUUUCCUAAAUCCAAUGUAUUGUCAGCAACACAAUACAAAUAUAUUUUUUUAACUGAAACAUUUUUCCAAAAAACAACAAAAUUUUCUAAAUUUCAAAAUAUACUUUACAAUUUUUUUUGUUUUUGUCUGACGCCAACAGAAAAUGGUAUUUAGUUGAGGUAAUGCCAGUUUGAAUUUACUCACUUGCUGAGAAAUGCAUAUACGAUAACUUUUUUUUACGAAUAAUACAUGAAUUUAAAAUUUCCCACUAAUUGUUUUUGGUUAAAAUUUCUCUUUUCCCUCCAGGAUCUUGAAAUUUCCCACGAAUUGGGAAAUUUUGCAAGAGUUGGCAGCCGAUAAUCGUCAAUUUUCAUUAAGUUGGACAAACCGUUUGAAACAAAUAUAUUUCAAUAAAAAUUGCGGACUGUAAAGUGAACUGCGACUUAAUUGCGGCAAGUAAAGUUGCCGCAACAUUUCUUGUAUGCAAGUAAAAUUGCCAACUGUAAGACGGCCUUUAGGUAGAGCUUUGAGAUGUUAGAGUAUGUAAGGUUUUUAAAAAA
Messenger RNA from Sitophilus oryzae (rice weevil), 2978 nucleotides. It is a transcript of the gene RanBPM, whose product is annotated as ran-binding protein 9. Bases 6 to 1883 code for a protein of 625 amino acids. Lineage: Eukaryota; Metazoa; Arthropoda; Insecta; Coleoptera; Curculionidae. The transcript is spliced from 13 exons. Gene Ontology annotation, molecular function: protein binding. The record is from RefSeq and is a predicted model, not a curated record. Gene Ontology annotation, biological process: cell surface receptor signaling pathway; cytoskeleton organization. Gene Ontology annotation, cellular component: cytoplasm.